GGGGUUUUAUAAGUGCAGCUGAGCGUUGACAGUCACGCACCGUUUGACCAUUAGCUACCGACAGCACGCAGCUGCAGGGCACAACCCAGCCCACAGACUCAUCAAAACACAUCCUUGAUCAAACACCAAUCAAAUAAGGCAAGAUGAAUUUGGAAGAGUACUUCAAAAGAAUUGGUUUCCAUGGCUCCUAUGAUAAACUGGACCUUGCAACACUGAAGCUGAUCCACAGGCAGCACAUUAUGUCCAUUCCAUUUGAGAACCUCAGCAUCCACUGUGGAGAGAAAAUAAUCAUGGACCUUGAGGUUAUCUUCAAUAAGGUUGUGAGGGGUACCCGUGGAGGUUGGUGCUUUGAGAACAACUACCUGUUUAGCUGGGUGCUGAGACAAAUGGGCUAUGACACUACAACCUUGGGCUCCAGAGUUUUCGACACGAGCAUUAAUGACUUUGAAUCCCAGGAAGUACAUCUCAUUAACAAGGUCAUCAUUGAGGGGAAGGCUUAUAUAGCAGAUGUAAGUUUUGGAUUAUCUGGCCAAAUACGGGAGCCCCUCGAGCUCAUCUCUGGAAAGGAACAGCCUCAGGAUGGAGGCGUCUUUCGCUUCAUAUGCAAGGACAAUUUGUGGAUGCUGGAGAAGACUGGCAGAAGAACGGAGGUUCCUAACCCAGAAUUUGCUAAAUCAAGUCUGGUCAACCGGAAGGAGACGCGACUGAUCCACUGCUUCAGCUUGGAGCCUCGUGAGCCAGAUCAUUUCUUUCAAGUGAACAAUGACCUCCAGACAGACCCCACCUCACUGUUCACCAACAAGUCCAUCUGCUCUUUGCAGACGCCCACAGGAUUCACAGCGCUGGUUGGCUUGAUCUACAGUGAGGUCAUAUUUAAGCCAGAUGAAGGUGUUGAUCUCUAUAACAUGAAAAACAUAACAGAAGAUGAACUAGAGGCUGUGCUGAUGGAGAAGUUCAAAGUGAAGCUGCAGAACAAAAUGCAGGCUGUAAACAGAAGAGUAGUCCUUGAAUUUUAGAAAAUUACUCCUUAUACAUCCUGCUUGGGAACACUGGCAUGAAUGAAGCUCCCUGGCUUUCUGUUUAUUUGAAAGAUUAUCAGUGGUGUUGAAUGUGUUUUGUAUGACUAUAAAUGAUACACUCGCAUGGAAAUAAAAAAAAUUUAAAAAUAAAAUAAAA
Molecule: messenger RNA, 1176 nt
Organism: Maylandia zebra (zebra mbuna)
Lineage: Eukaryota; Metazoa; Chordata; Actinopteri; Cichliformes; Cichlidae
Product: arylamine N-acetyltransferase, pineal gland isozyme NAT-10
Molecular function (GO): arylamine N-acetyltransferase activity
Source: RefSeq, a predicted model, not a curated record